GAGAAAGCUGGUUCAAGACUUUACCGGCUAAUGGGAGACGAGCGAGGAAAGGAUCCGGAGAUCAAAUCUACGCUCGAAGCCGCGCUUUCGCGCGUCCAGGAUCCCAAACAUGAGUUGGUUGAGGGUUCGAGCAGCUCCGGAAGCUCAAACAGCGCAAGUCCUGGACCACUUGCGCAGAUGGCAG
This is a messenger RNA of Symbiodinium pilosum, 184 nucleotides long. The record is from the annotation of a GenBank genome assembly. Lineage: Eukaryota; Dinophyceae; Suessiales; Symbiodiniaceae.